Molecule: messenger RNA, 915 nt
Organism: Exophiala viscosa
Lineage: Eukaryota; Fungi; Ascomycota; Eurotiomycetes; Chaetothyriales; Herpotrichiellaceae
Product: EAP30/Vps36 family-domain-containing protein
Exons: 1
Coding region: 101-868 (255 amino acids)
Biological process (GO): protein transport to vacuole involved in ubiquitin-dependent protein catabolic process via the multivesicular body sorting pathway
Cellular component (GO): ESCRT II complex
Source: RefSeq, a predicted model, not a curated record
GCUUACAUAAUACGCCGUGGUUGACUUGGUGGGAGGUCCGGGGCUAUCAUCAAGCCUUAUCAUAAGCAUCGAUACAACAACAUGAUAUAGUAUCUUCAUCAUGUCUACGAGAAGAGGCGUGGGCCUCGGUGCCUUCACGAACAGACAAACAACUGCAAAGUCCUACGCGGCGCAUGGCUCUAACCUCAAGUCGGCCAACGCUGCCUCGCUCCAGACACAAUUAGAGGUCUUCCAGUCUCUCUUGCACAACUUUGCGCUAGAGCAUGCCGAGACGAUCAAAUCCAACCCGACCUUCCGUGCCGAAUUUGCUCGCAUGUGUAAUGCUAUCGGCGUCGACCCGUUAGCAGGUAGCAACAUCAAGGGGAAGAAGACAGACUCGCUGUGGGCGAAAGUGUUAGGUCACGACGUCAACGACUUUUACUUCUCUGUGGCUGUGCGGGUUGUUGAACUCUGUCAAUCAACGAGGGCUGAAAAUGGUGGUCUACUGGGCUUGAAAGAGUGCUGUGAGAGCGUUGCAAAGGGGAAUGCCAUCGGUGGCGGCCUACAGGUGUCUGAAAAUGACAUCGAGCAGGCUGUGAAGUCUCUCGAGCCACUUGGUUCAGGAUUUCAAAUCCUUACUAUUGCCAACAAGCGCUUUAUUCGGUCUGUCCCCAAGGAAUUCAACAAUGAUCAAUCCACUGUCCUAGAAGUCCUACAGCUACUGGGCAGUGUCACGGUGUCUUUGCUCCAGCUCAAUCUGGGUUGGGAGCGUGCUCGCGCAGAGACGGUCAUUCAAGACCUGCUCGCUGAUUCCUUAGUUUGGGUUGAUUAUCAGUGUUCAGAACCCGAAUACUGGUCACCUCAAGACUUGCUAGACGAGAACGAGUAACAAUCAUCAUAUGAAAUAGGAACCAACAUUGAGUCGAGGCACCACAA